This is a messenger RNA of Micropterus dolomieu (smallmouth bass), 10294 nucleotides long. RefSeq names its product RAN binding protein 2 (gene ranbp2). Gene Ontology annotation, biological process: protein folding; protein peptidyl-prolyl isomerization; NLS-bearing protein import into nucleus. NCBI's taxonomy places the organism in Eukaryota, Metazoa, Chordata, Actinopteri, Centrarchiformes, Centrarchidae. Gene Ontology annotation, molecular function: protein binding; GTPase activator activity; peptidyl-prolyl cis-trans isomerase activity. Bases 137 to 9445 code for a protein of 3102 amino acids. Gene Ontology annotation, cellular component: cytoplasm; nuclear pore. The transcript is spliced from 29 exons. The record is from RefSeq and is a predicted model, not a curated record.
GAGACUGCGCAAUAAACAUGGGGAGUUAACGUAGUGACAGCCUAACCGACGUUUAUGUCAUUUUUUAUAUUUUGUUCAUUCCUUGUACCCUGUGCUCUAUAGACAGCCGAUUUAGAAGUAUUUGUUUUUGGAAGCCAUGCGGCGGAGCAAGGCUGAAGUGGACCGCUACGUUUCCUCGGUACAGAGUUCCUCUCCCUCACUCAAAGAGAAGCCAGUCAAAGGGUUUUUAUUUGCUAAAUUGUACUUUGAAGCAAAGGAAUAUGAUCUUGCAAAACGACAUGUAUCUGAGUAUCUCAAAGUGCAGGAGAGAGAUCCGAAAGCACACAAAUUCCUUGGACAGCUUUACGAGACAGAGGGAGACAUCAACAAGGCAGUAGGAUGUUACAAGCGGUCAGUGGACUUGAACCCAGCCCAGAGGGACCUGGUGCUGAAGGUGGCUGAGUUACUGGUCAGUAAGGAGGAAUGUGACAGCAGAGCAGAGUUUUGGGUGGAGAAAGCUGCCAAGCUGCUGCCAGGAAACCCUGCAGUCUUCAACCUGAAGGAGCGUUUGUUGAGUCGUCAGGGUCAGCCAGGUUGGAACCGGCUGUUUGACCUCCUCCAGGCCGAGCUGGCAACGAGGCCGGCUGACGCUCACGUGAACGUGAAGUUGGUUCAGCUGUUCUGUCAGGACGGGCGGCUGGAUGAAGCCGUUAAGCAUUGCCUGGCUGCUGAGAAAAGGGGCAUGCUGAGCCACAGUCUGGACUGGUACACAGUGGUGUUACACACACUGCAGGAGUAUCUAGCUCAGCCCAGCGUCUCUAGUAAUGAGAAGAUGUGUCGUCGUCUCCAGAGAGAGCUGCUAUUGGCUCACUGCAGCCUGCUGAGAAUCACACUGUCUGAGAGCAACGUGCAGCCCAGCCUCGAUGCCCUCGCUGGUUUUGACCGAGCUAUGCAGACGCUGAGCGGCGUUGCUGGCCGCCACACAGAUGAUCUAUGCGAAGUGUUUGUGGAGAUGAGAGGUCACCUCUACCUGCAUGCUGCCACACUGCUGUUGAAGCUGGCUCAGGAUCGCCAACAGACCUGGAGGGCUGUCAUUGACCUGGCUGCACUAUGCUACCUGCUGGCGUACCAGGUCCCCAGACCAAAGGCUAAAGUGACCAAAAGAGACCAGUCAGCCCCACAGCUUCUGGAGCUGCUGGCCAAUGACCGACAGAGUCAGGCCGGCCACAUGUUGCUAAAUCUGAGCACUGAUUCAUCCGCCUUGAUCAGAGAGGUGGUGGAGGCGUUUGGGAACCGUAGCGGGCAGGACUCUCUGUUUGAACUCCUGUUUGGACCACAGGCCUCCAUUAGUUCUUCCUUUAUUGCCAAUGAUGACAUUCGUUCCAUUAACACCAUGGCUCCAGAUCUCUCUCAGCUGGCCAAAUGGGACGCUGGCUCCAUCCUGCUGCAUAGUGGUGACUUGCAACACCUAAGCUGGUUGGGGCUACAGUGGACCCUUCUGGCUCAAAGACCGGCCCUGCGGAACUGGUUACAGCAGCUCUUUCCAAGGCUCACUCUGGAAACCUCCAAACUGGACACCAACGCGCCAGAGUCCAUCUGCCUGUUAGACCUGGAGGUGUUCUUAUAUGGAGUGGUGUUCUGUAGCCACUGUCAGCUCCAGGAGACGGCGAAGAUCAGCAGUGGAGUGAAUCAGCAGCAACAGCAGCAGCUUUAUGAGCCUCGCUGCCUCCCCCUCCCCCUCCUUCGCCUCUUGACCACUGACAGACAGAGGGAGUGGUGGGACGCCGUCUACAGCCUCAUUCACAAACGAGCAGCUCCUGGCAUGUCAGCUAAACUGCGGAUGAUUGUGCAGCAUGGACUGAACACUCUGAGGGCCAGAGAGAAGCAUGGGCUCCAACCAGCACUGGCCAUCUACUGGGCUCAGUGUCUCUGCCAGACGGGUGAUGGAGUGCACUCGUACUACGAUCAGAAGGAGUACAUCGGCCGCAGCGUCCACUACUGGGAAGUUGCGCUUCCACUUUUGGAAAAGAUCAAGAACCGACGCAGUAUACCUGAACCCCUUGAACCCCUCUUCAUACACUUUCCCUCCAAAGAUAUUCAGAUUUCUUCUGUUAGGGGUUAUGAACAGGAAGCCAAGAUAGCAUACGCGGCUCUCCUCGACAUCGAAGGCAAGACGGAGGAGGCCAUUGCUACCUUGGAAACCAUCAAUAACAUGUCAUCCAUCUGGCAAUUGGCACAGAUCUAUCAGCGGCUAUCAGAGGAGGCCAGCAACGGGCUUGAGGAGACCCAAGAUAGGUGCAUCACUUUUCUGAGAAAGUUCCGGACCUACUUGUCAAAAAUCUACAAUGCUAAUGCAGAUGAAAUUGAGAAGCUGCCUGUUUCCAUGGAGGAGGUUGUGGACCUCCUGAACGAUGUGAACCAGCAGCUCGGGGACAGUGGGGAGGCCAUGGAUGAAGAGGAGGAGAAGGAGGAGGCGGGGGGUCGAAGAGGGCCAACCCACUCCAGCCCUGCUCAUCCCACAGAAAUCUCUGCCACCAUAUCCCACAUAAAGUUUUCCACUCCCUCUCCUAACAAAAGCAUCGUCUCUCCUUCCAAAAGACACCUGAUUUCUCCCAAGACACCGCCUCAUUGGGUGGAGGACCAGAAAAGUCUCCUCCAGAUGCUGUGUCAGCAAGUUGAAGCCCUCAAGAAUGAGGUCCAUGAUCUGAGACACAACUCUUCAGGGACAGCAGGUUCCCCUCAUCACAAGAUGUAUGGGGAGAGCUACGGGGCUGAGGGCCUACAGGAGCCUUUUACCCCAGUCCAGUCCUACCAUGGGGCCCCACUAACAGUUGCCACCACAGGCCCCUCUGUGUAUUACAACCAGUCUCCAGCUUAUAACUCUCAGUAUCUCCUGCGCACAGCAGCAAACGUGACCCCCACCAAGGGUCCAAUGUAUGGUAUGAACCGUAUGCCGCCUCAGCAGCAUAUGUAUGCCUACCAGCAGCCCACUCAUACACCUCCAUUGCAGACAGCCCCAGCCUGCAUUUACCCUCCUCAAGAGCAGGUCUUUGGUGCCCCUCUUCGGUUUGAAUCGCCAGCCACAAGCCUUCUUUCCCCUUACAGUGAAGAAUACUAUGGCCAGAGUGUAACCCACCAAACCACUAACCCUCCACUGCCUGAACCUGGCUACUUCACCAAGCCAGCUGUAAUCCCUGUUCAGCCUCCAAAGAGCAUAGAGGGAAAGCCUAUGGACUUUGGGAAACUCUCCUUCAGUCAGCAGGCACCUGCUGAAGUCCCAAAAGUGCCUAGCUUUGGAGCAGGGGCAGUUGCCCAGUCAACGCCUUCAGCUGCUUUUAAAUUCAACUCAAACUUUAAAUCCAACGAUGGAGAUUUCACUUUCUCAGCUUCCCAGGCCAAGCACAGUGAAAGUCUGCUUGGUCUUCUUACGUCAGACAUGCCCACUAAAGCAGAGGUAUUGGAAACCUCAGAGAAGCCUUCAGCCCAUGAGCAGCCCCCCAGUCAAACCGGCAUCUUCACCUUCGGCAAUAAAAAUGUUACUGGCUUCUCCUUUGUUGAUUCUGCGCAAAGCACAGGCACUGGAAGUCUGUUUAGCAAGGUGGACCAGCCAUUUAAAUUUGGAGAUGUUAUCAAGCCAGUGUUUGGGGUUGUCCAGUCUGCAGCAGAAGAGGAAAGAGCAGCGGAGAGCGACAAUGACAGCACUCAUGUUGAGGAGGAUGAGGAUGGUCCACACUUUGAACCCAUUGUCCCUCUUCCUGAUAAAGUAGAUGUGAAAACAGGUGAGGAGGAAGAGGAGGAAAUGUUUUGCAACAGGGCAAAGCUAUAUCGAUUUGACACAGAGACAAAAGAGUGGAAGGAACGGGGCAUUGGCAAUGUUAAAAUCCUGAAACACAGCACUAAAGGGAAGGUCCGCCUCCUAAUGAGAAGGGAACAGGUCCUUAAGAUCUGUGCAAACCACUACAUCAAUGCGGAUAUGCUGUUGAAACCCAACGCUGGCUCUGACAAAUCCUGGGUCUGGAACGCCAUUGAUUAUGCAGAUGAAGAGCCUAAGCCCGAACAGCUGGCCAUCCGCUUCAAAACUGUAGAUGAAGCGUCACUUUUCAAAGCUAAAUUUGAGGAAGCCCAGAAAAUUGUGCUGAAAUCAUCAGAAAAGCACGGUCAGCCCGAUGAGAAGAAAAAGGAAAGCUCAAAAGAUUCUGAUUCGCUGGCAGCCCAGUUUGGUCUUAAAGAAGGGGAAUGGGACUGCACUGUAUGCUGUGUAAGAAAUAAACCCAAGGAAAUGCGAUGUGUCGCUUGUCAAAGUGCCAAUCCCAAUUCUUCAUUCAAGCCAGACAUUCAGUCUGCUAGUGAACCCAAAGCCGGUCCCUUCACUUUCAAAUUUGGGACUGAUUCAUCAAAACCCAGCAGUUCUGGCUCUACAUUUACUGGAUUUGGUGCUUUUGGAGCGUCUAUACCCUCCUCAUUUACGUUUGGUACCAGCACCUCAAAACCCGCUGACACAGUAAUAAGCUCGUUUGGUUCUGGCUUUGGAGCUCAGUUUAGUAAGAAGCCAGGGCAAUGGGACUGUGACAUAUGCAAAGUAAGAAAUGAAGCCUCUGCAGACAGUUGUAUUUCUUGUAAAGCUCUUAAAGCAUUACCUAAAACAACUGCAACAGCACAAACCGCACCAGCUGCAGAUGCACCGGCAGUGCAGCCAUCUAUAUCUGCUAUGGGUUCUGGCUUUGGAGCUCAGUUUAGCAAGAAGCCUGGACAGUGGGACUGUGACAUAUGCGAAGUAAGAAAUGAAGCCUCUACAGACAAGUGUAUUUCUUGUAAAGCUCUUAAAGCAUUACCUAAAACAACUGCAACAGCACAAACCGCACCAGCUGCAGAUGCACCGGCAGUGCAGCCCUCUGGAUCUGCUGUUGGCUCUGGGUUCGGUGCCCAGUUUAGCAAGAAACCUGGGCAGUGGGACUGUGAUGUAUGCGAAGUAAGAAAUGAAGCCUCUACAGACAAGUGUGUCGCAUGUAAAAGCCCCAACCCUGCUGCUAAAUCAACAGGGCCAUCACAUCUGCCAGCAGUGUCAGGAUUUGGGGCUGAUUUAGCAAAAUAUGAUGGGCAGUGGGACUGCGAUGAAUGCUUGGUCAGAAAUGAUGCAUCAGCUGCUGAAUGUGUUUCCUGCCAUGCCCCACACAAAGCUGGCUCUUUAGAAGUCAUGUUUGGAAAGAAGCAUGGGGAAUGGGAUUGUGACACCUGUCUGGUGAGAAAUGAUGCCUCUGCCAAUAAGUGUGUGGCCUGUCAGACACCAAAUCCAAAUGCUAAAAGCACAACAAGCACUGCUCCCUCUGCCUCCACGUUCAGCUUCAGCUUUGGAACCAAGAGUUCAUCAAACCAGCCUGCUGGAACUGGAUUUACAAUGCCUUUUGAAACUGGCAGUACCUUCCAGUUUGGUCAAAACAAAGAAGCUAACUCAGUUUCUUCUUUCAAGUUUGAAGUUCCUCAGUCCGGAUCUAGUACCACAACUUCUUCAGGCUUCUCUUUCUCAAUGCCUAAUUCAGCUGGUGGCUUCAAGUUUGGCAUUGAGGAACCUGCAAAAGAAACUUCAUCCGCUGGUGAUCCAACACCUCCAUCAGGGUCAGCCUCCAGUUUCCUGAAAAGCAUAGCUGACAAACACAAGGAGAAAGAAAAUGUAUCUACACCCUCAGUAGGCCAAACAGAGGAAGAUGAAAAUCCAUUAAUUGCUGGAAAAAGCAAUGCAUUCAGUUUUGCAGACUUGGCAAAUUCCUCUGGGGGAAACUUCCAGUUUGGCCAGAACAACCCCAGUUUUUCUGGUGCUGGUGAGAAGUUAUUCUCAUCGUUACAAGCAACCCCCACCAAGACAGAUGCCUCAAAUGAGCUGGAUGACGACGACAUGUAUAAAACAGAGGAAAAUGACAAUAUCCAGUUUGAUCCAGUGGUCCAGAUGCCAGAAAAGGUGAACCUGGUGACAGGGGAAGAAGAUGAACAGGUUCUUUAUUCUCAGCGUGUGAAACUGUUCCGAUUUGACGCCAACUCCGGUCAGUGGAAAGAGCGUGGUGUAGGAAUCCUUAAAUUCCUGAAAAACAACAGUAAUGGCAGACUAAGGGUGCUGAUGAGAAGAGAGCAAGUCCUGAAGGUGUGUGCCAACCACUGGAUCACCACCACCAUGAAUCUUAAGCCCUUGUCAGGCUCAGACAAAGCAUGGAUGUGGUUAGCCAAUGACUUCUCUGAUGGCGAUGCUAAAACUGAACAGUUGGCUGCUAAGUUCAAAAACCCAGAGCUUGCUGGGGAGUUUAAGGAGAAGUUUGAAGAGUGUCAGAGACUUCUCUUGGACAUCCCCCUACAAACACCCCACAAGCUUGUUGACACAGGCAGAACAGCACGCCUCAUUCAGAAAGCAGAGGAAAUGAAGUCUGGUUUGAAAGACCUGAAGUCCUUCUUGACAGAUGAGAAAACAAAGAUCAAAGAUGACGACAGCCAGGUAGAAAUUACAUCAUCUAGCAAUGUUUCAAGCCUUGUAAACAAGCCUCACGGCGAAACCACCGGCCCCACCUUGGAGUGGGAUAACUACGACCUAAGAGAAGAGGCUUUAGAUGAUACUACUGACUCAUCAGUCUAUGCCUCUCCCCUCGCCAGCAGCCCCCUGAGAAAGAACCUUUUCCGCUUUGGGGAAUCCACUUGUGGGUUCAACUUCAGCUUCCAACCUGGCAUCAGCCCCUCCAAGUCUCCUGCUAAGCUUAACCAGAGCAGAGCCUCAGUGGGUACUGAUGACGAGCAGGAUGUAACCCAGGAGGAGGAGAGGGAUGGCCAGUACUUUGAACCUGUGGUCCCCUUGCCUGAUCUAGUGGAGAUUUCUACAGGAGAGGAAAAUGAACAGGUGGUCUUCAGUCACAGGGCCAAACUGUAUCGCUACGAUAAGGAACUGGCUCAGUGGAAGGAGAGGGGUAUUGGAGACCUCAAGGUCUUGCAGAAUUAUGACACCAAACGAGUGAGGUUGAUAAUGAGGAGAGACCAGGUACUUAAGAUCUGUGCCAACCACUGGAUCACAGUAGCUAUGAAGCUUGAACCUAUGAAGGGCGCAGAGAAGGCCUGGGUCUGGAGUGCCUUGGACUUUGCUGAAGUAGGAGAGGGAAAUAUUGAGCAGUUGGCUGUUAGAUUCAAGCUGCAGGACACUGCAAACACAUUCAAACAGGUCUUUGAAGAGGCCAAGGUUGCACAAGAAAAAGAGGAACUCAUGAUUCCAGUGACAUCCAGGGUUGCCGCACCUCAGGACCGUGGAGCCACAGCAUCUGCAGAGACAUCUGCUACAACUGUGUGUGGGAAGGCAGCAAUCGCUGUUCUGGAAGAGACCACAAAGGAACGCACAGAGCUUUCCCCCGACAAUAAGCCAUGUGCACCUGGGUCUCCAAGUCCAGUCAACCCCACAAAGACAGUGGUGUCACCCCCUAAGUUUGUCUUUGGGACUGAUAGCGUUCAGAAGUUCUUCGGUUCCCCUAAAUUUCACUCUGAGGCUGAGGAUUCACCAUCCGGCUUGAAAGCCAAAGAUUCUGGACGUCCUGCCAAGGCUUCGCUUGCAGCACCUGCAUUCAAAAUCCCAGAGAAAGGCUCACCUCAGGCAGAAGGAGGCGGUGCAGGGUCGGAUGAGGACUCUGAGGUGGAGGUUGUGUAUGUCAGGGAACCCACCGCUGAACAGGCAGCAUUAGCCAGGAAACUUCUGCUGCCUCCCACCUUUUUCUGUUACCAGAACGAACCAGGCUAUACCAGCGACGAUCAAACGGAUGAUGAAGACUACGAGUCAGCAGUUAAAGCACUGAAUGGAAAGCUUUACCUUGAUCCUCCUGAGAAAAGGGCUGCAGCAUGUGGUGAAGAGCCCGACUGCCAGGUGGUGUGGGAGAAGAAGCCAACGCCAGAGGAGGAGGAGAAGGCCAAAAGCCUCCAGCUGCCACCCACCUUCUUCUGCGGCAUUAGCACCACAGACAGCGAUCCGGACCACGACAAGCCUGAAGACUUUGAGACAGAAGUUCGCAAAGCACAGCAAGACCUGGAUUCCCAGUUAAACCAAGCUGAAAGGGCCUCCAGCCUCCCUGCUGAAGCCCCAGAAGAGCCGACGUCAGGCCCGUCAUCCAGCACCACAGAAGUUGCAGGCAGCACACCAACUCCAGAGGAGCAGACCUCAGACCAGCCUGCAGAGACUCAGAGUGAAGCUCCUAGCAGCAGCUCUCCUAUUGAUCUGUCAACUAAGAAGAGUCCAGAGCCAGAGUCCACUAUUUGGACUGCAGCUGCGGCGUCUACUGCUACAACAGCUAGUCAAGACUCUUCCAACUUCGGCUUCCACUCAUUCGGAGGCUUCUCUUUUGCGGACUUGGCCCAAAAGACAGACGGAUUUGCAUUUGGAGCAAAACAAGACAACUUCUCAUGGGCAAACGCGGGAGCAACGGUAUUUGGGUCCGCAGCGACCUCGGCGCCAAAAAACAACGGCAAUGAGGAAGGCAGUGAUGAAGAGGAUGCUACUAAUAAUGUGGACAUUCACUUUGAGCCAAUAGUGUCACUACCAGAGGUGGAGACAAAGUCUGGAGAGGAGGACGAGGAAAUCCUGUUUAAGGAGCGCGCCAAGCUGUUCCGAUGGGACCGGGACCCCGGCCAGUGGAAGGAGCGUGGCAUCGGCGACCUCAAGAUCCUCUUCCACCCAACCAAACAUUUCUACCGAAUCCUGAUGAGAAGAGAGCAGGUGCUGAGGGUUUGUGCGAACCACACCAUCACAACGACGAUGGAACUUCGUCCCAUGAACACCACACCCAACGCAUUGAUCUGGACUGCCACCGACUACUCAGACGGCGAGGGUGUGGUGGAGCAGCUGGCGGCUAAGUUCAAAACCCCCGAGAUAGCCGAAUCCUUCAAGAAGACCUUCUGCGAGUGUCAGAGCCGCAUAGGCCAGUCAGAGCCGCAGAUGUCCAGAGUUCAAGAGCACUCCAGAGACACUAACCCACAGGUGUUCCUCAAAGUGGCAGCCGACGGCCAACCACUGGGAACCAUCACUAUUGAGCUUUUCCACCAUAUUGUCCCCAAGACAGCGGAAAACUUCAGGGCUCUCUGUACCGGCGAGAAAGGCUUCGGGUUUCGGGACUCCAUCUUCCACAGGGUCAUACCGUCUUUCAUGUGUCAGGCUGGUGACAUCACCAACAGUGAUGGCUCAGGAGGCAAGUCCAUCUACGGCAACAAGUUUGAGGAUGAGAACUUUGACGUUCGGCACACGGGCCCGGGCAUUCUGUCAAUGGCCAAUCGCGGGCGCGACACCAACAACUCGCAGUUCUUCAUCACCCUGAAGAAAGCCGAACACCUGGACUUCAAACACGUGGCUUUCGGCUUUGUUCGGGACGGCAUGAAUGUGGUGCAGCAGAUGGAAGAGCUGGGCACGAAGGGAGGCACGCCCACAAAGAAGCUUGUCAUCACAGACUGUGGACAGCUGUAGCUUUUUAAAUGUUAAGAUCAAGGUUACAGCUUGGUUUAGGUUAUGAAUUUAGGGUUUAAAAAUAAGACUUUGGAUAAUGAUGUGUUCCCUGUGCAGUGCAUACCCUCCUGAUUAAAACUGAAUCCAUGGUCAUUAGGCAUCUGAGAAUUGAAACACUGAUCACAGGACUACUGAUCAAGAUUCAUCAUAGAAAUUUGGCUCCAGUAGCCUGACAUUUAGAGAUUAUUUUUGCUACCUUAUAUCGGUCACAAUGGGGAACCUGCCGUAGUAUAUGGGAGGAGGCAAACAAACUUUUGCUCUGUUGCACUUGCAUCUUUAUCAUCACCUGUGAUUAAAUUCUUAUGUGUUUAUUUUGUGUGUGUAUAAUUGUACAUGGACUACAUUUUUAAUGUGUUUUUGUUUUGUCUUGCAUGUGCAGAGUUUCGCUGUGCUGGCACCUAUUCGUAAAUUUACUUAUGUAUUCCCCCCCCCCCUUUUUUUUUUUUUUAUUUGGAAGAAGUCUUAACUAUUAUUGAAAGGUGAGGUUGUUAUUUGUAACCAGCCCCUGCCUUCUCUCCAAACGCUGCGUCUGUGUACUUUUUACUGUCAGGCUCCCCCUGUGAUUUUUCUUUGUGUAACUGGAUUUCACAGUGUGCAGGCAGAUAAUUGGACUUCAUACUUGCCCACAUAAACUCGAGUCAUCUCACUGUGUUGCCCUGUGGACGGAGGGUGGCUAGAUCGUGACUUUACACCUGGUUUGGAUUUUACAGAGGCCAUCUGUUAUAGUUUGUGAAUAUCGGAGUUGAAACGGUGCUUCUUGUACCAAAAUAAUAUGCUGAUAAAGGAGAAAUAAAGUUGCUUUACAAGUAA